This is a messenger RNA of Abrus precatorius (Indian licorice), 888 nucleotides long. RefSeq names its product dehydration-responsive element-binding protein 2F-like. Gene Ontology annotation, cellular component: nucleus. Gene Ontology annotation, molecular function: DNA-binding transcription factor activity; transcription cis-regulatory region binding. The transcript has a single exon. The record is from RefSeq and is a predicted model, not a curated record. Gene Ontology annotation, biological process: positive regulation of DNA-templated transcription; response to stress. Bases 1 to 888 code for a protein of 295 amino acids. Lineage: Eukaryota; Viridiplantae; Streptophyta; Magnoliopsida; Fabales; Fabaceae.
AUGGAAGGUUGCAAAAAGUCCCCACUAAAGCCUUGGAAGAAAGGGCCAACAAGGGGUAAAGGUGGCCCCCAAAAUGCUUCAUGUGAGUAUAGAGGUGUUAGACAAAGAACAUGGGGUAAAUGGGUUGCUGAAAUAAGAGAGCCAAAGAAGAGAACAAGACUCUGGCUUGGCUCUUUUGCCACAGCAGAAGAAGCUGCUUUGGCUUAUGACGAGGCUGCAAGGAGACUCUACGGACCUGAUGCUUAUCUUAACCUUCCCCACAUGCAACCAAGCUUCAUUAGUUCCAAUACCAAACCUCAAAAGUUCAAAUGGUUCCCUUCCAAAAACUUCAUUUCCAUGUUCCCUUCACGUGGAUUACUCAACCUCAAUGCACAACCAAGUGUCCAUGUAAUCCAUCAAAGGCUCCAACAACUUAAGCACAAGAAUGGGGUGGUUGCAAAUGCAAAUCAAUCACCACUUCCGAGUUCAUCAUCCACUGAUCCAAAGGUAGAACUUGAGAACAUGGGCACCAAAAAUCAUGCAGAAAAUUUUCCUCUACCUGAAAAAUAUGCUCAAACUUCAUCACCAAAGAUGCUUGGAGAUUUUCAUGAGAAACCCCAGAUAGACCUUCUUGAGUUUCUUCAACAGAUGGGAAUCCUAAAAGAUGAAAGAGAGUCAGAGAAAACUGAUAGCUCAGGAAGUUCAACAGUGUCUGAAGCUGCAUCAAGAGAUGAUAAUGAGAAACAAAAAGUGUUUUCUGACAUGAGUAUUAACUGGGAUGCAUUGAUUGAGAUGCAUCAGCAUGACUAUGGAGUUGCAGAUAAUUAUCAUGAAUCAGAAGCAAUCCAGUUCGAAGCAUAUGAUAUAAACGAAGAACUUACUUUCUCCACUUCCAUUUGGAACUACUAA